Molecule: messenger RNA, 2602 nt
Organism: Oreochromis aureus
Lineage: Eukaryota; Metazoa; Chordata; Actinopteri; Cichliformes; Cichlidae
Exons: 12
Coding region: 222-2159 (645 amino acids)
Source: RefSeq, a predicted model, not a curated record
AGUGAAACACAGAUGCCUGGGAACAAACCACUGGGUCGUGAAUAGACAGAGCUGAAGCGGAACAUGAGAUAAAUUUUAACCUUUGGUGUGGUGUGAUUCAGCCAAGAGAUGAGAUGCAAUAAUAAAAACAAACAGAAAUAUCAUUAAUAACAGUUUUUGUUUCAGGAAAAAGGCAACUGCUUUGUCCGGAUCCUCAGAUAUCAUCUUUCAUAACCAGAAUAAUGAAACCGAGUGUUUUCCUUCUGCUGCUCCUCUUAAGAACAAGUUCGACUUCCAGUUACCAAAAUGUGGCCUUGCGUGGUACAGCAGCCCAGUCAAUCUCUGAAAACAACAUCCUCUCAGCUGCCCACAAUGCAAUUGAUGGAAACCGUAACUCUGACUUCAGGGCAGGAUCGUGCACACUCACUAGUGCACAGAUGAGUCCCUGGUGGAGAGUGGACCUGCUUCAGUCCUACAUCAUCACUUCUGUCACCAUCACCAACAGAGGAGACUGCUGUCAUGAAAGGCUCAACGGGCUAAAGAUCCACAUUGGCAACUCUUUGGACAACGAAGGUUUAGGAAACCCAAAGGUUCGUGAAAUUUCUGAAGUUGGUGCUGGCAUAUCUUUCAAUGUGACUUUCACUGACCGAGCAGAGGGGCGCUAUGUUAUAUUGACUCUGCCUGGUUCAAGAAAGAUUCUCACACUCUGUGAGGUGGAAGUCUAUGGAUACCUUUCUCCAACUGGAGACAAUCUUGCACUUCAAGGAAAAGCCACACAGUCAUCGUUGUAUGGAUUUGGAUUUGCAUACAAUGCCAUCGAUGGAAAUCGUAACAGCAAGUGGGAAGAGGGCUCCUGCACUCACACAAACAACAACAUCAGCCCCUGGUGGCGACUUAAUUUGCGCAAAACCCAUAAAGUGUUUUCUGUUAAAAUUGUCAACAUUGACUCCAACCCCGAACGACUCAAAGGAGCUGAGAUUCGCAUUGGAAAUUCCCUUGACAACAAUGGCAACAACAACCCCAGGUGUGCAGUGAUCACAAACAUCGCAGGAGGUGCUGUUGCUAAUUUCACAUGCAAUGGAAUGGACGGCCGCUAUGUGAACAUUGUCAUCCCUGACCGAGAAGAGUUCCUGAGUCUGUGUGAAGUUGAAGUGUAUGGAUCUAAAGUUACAUUUCAGAUCUUCUUAGCCUGCACUUACCCACUCGAUCUCUGCGCUCCUCCAGUCAGAAUUAUGAGCUUCAGCAGAGCAUCUCUUUUGCUCCUCUUUGUGCAGAUGUCCUCAGUCUUCACUUACCAAAAUGUGGCUUUACGUGGAAAAGCCACGCAGUCACGUCUAAUCGACCCGGGAGAAUGGGAUGGAUUUGGAGCAGCGAGUAAUGCUAUCGAUGGAAACCGUGAAUCUCACUUUAAGUAUGGAUCAUGCAGUCACACUGCAACAGAGGCAAACCCCUGGUGGAGAGUAGACUUGCUGGAGUCCUAUAUAAUCACCUCCAUGAUCAUCACCAAUCGAAGAGACUGUUGCGAAAGAAGGAUCAAUGGAGCAGAGAUUCAUAUUGGCAACAUGUUACAAGACAAUGGUGCUGCAAACUCACGGGUUGCUGUAAUUCCUUCAAUUCCUGCAGGGAGCUCACGCACCAUAACUUUCAGUAAUCGUGUGGAGGGACGUUAUGUCACUGUGCGUAUACCAGGUUCAGACAAAAUUCUUACACUCUGUGAAGUGGAGAUUUAUGGGUAUCGUGCCCCAACUGGAGAGAACCUUGCACUCCAAGGAAAAGCCACGCAGUCAUCAGUGCAGACCUUAGGGCUUGCAUAUAAUGCCAUAGAUGGAAAUCGUAACAGCAACCCAGAAAAAGGAUCCUGCGCUCAGACAAACUAUGACGUCAGCCCCUGGUGGAGACUUGACCUGCGCAAAACACACAAAGUGUUUUCUGUUAAGAUAGUCAACUCUGAUUCUGACCCAGAACGACUCAACGGGGCUGAGAUUCACAUCGGAGAUUCUCUUGACAACAAUGGCAACAGUAAUCCCAGGUGUGCUGUGAUCACAAGUAUCCCUGCAGGCGGCAUUCAAGAGUUCCAAUGCAACGGGAUGGAUGGCCGCUACGUUAACGUCGUCAUCCCAAGAAGAGAGGAAUAUCUGAGUCUGUGCGAAGUGGAGGUUUAUGGUUCUGUCCUGGAUUAGGUGGAACAAAUAUUUCACUUACAGAAUUAUAACAAAUUAAAAGAAAUCCAUCACCCUAUAACAACUGGGAUAGGCUACCAUAGGCAGGGAACAGCAAGUCACUUUAUCAGAAUAGAAUCAGAAGACUAAUAAAGAGAGACUUGUAUUCCAAUCUGAGCAUCACACACUGACUUUGUGUAAACAACAGCUAAAGAACAGUUACUCACGAGACAUUCAGCCUCACCAUUACAAUCAAACAGGUGCGCAAUGAAGAAAAUGGACUGUGAGCAGGUCAGUGGGCGAGUUUCUCCCAAUGCUGUCACCACAUAUUUGAUGUGACUCUUGAAUGUCUACAAAGGCAGUGCAGAGUGCAAAGAAAGCAUGACAAAUACAGCCAACAGAAAAUAAAUGGAAAAUACUCCAGAUUCAAAUAAAUCAAUAAACAGUCUUUUAAAAAAUUCAAA